Helianthus annuus (common sunflower) is the source of this 1691-nucleotide messenger RNA. RefSeq lists its product as uncharacterized. The transcript has 2 exons. The coding region runs from base 129 to 1607 and encodes 492 amino acids. NCBI's taxonomy places the organism in Eukaryota, Viridiplantae, Streptophyta, Magnoliopsida, Asterales, Asteraceae. The record is from RefSeq and is a predicted model, not a curated record.
UUCUCUUUGUUUCUUCUCCGAUUUCCUCUCAAAACUCUUUGAAUCUUCAAAGUGUUCUUCAUUUUCUUCAAGAUUUCUUCAAAUCUUCAAGCCUUCUUCGAGCCUUUUUUCCAGAUCAUCUUAAAAACAUGAGUGAAGAGCAUCAAGAGGUUGCUGCUAGUGAGGAAGGACCGGUUCCAGUCCUUAGAUGGGACUUAGGUCUGUUCGAACAGAUCGUUCGAAGUUUUAGGUUUCCACCGGAGUGGGAUGCCCGGUACCCUGCUCAGGGUCAGACCGCGGCUGAUGCCCCACCCGGUUACAUUACUUUGUUCGAAGACUUCUUCCUUCAAGGAAACUUCCGGCUGCCGGCGACUAACUUCUUUGGUAGCAUCUUGUCCUACUACAAGUUUCAUAUCUCACAGUUAAGCCCACCUGGGAUGGUGAGGGUGAGGCACUUUGAGUUCUUGUGUCAAUCCCACGGCAUUGAGCCGACGGUGAAUAAGUUUCGUGUCUUCUAUCAACUGCAAAGAACAAUGGGGUUCUUUUCUUUUGCUAGCCGUGGUACGGCUAAGAAGAUUUUGUUGAAUCCUCCCAAGAGUUUCCAUGACUGGAAACCCAAGUUCUUCUUCAUCCGGGAGGAAGUCUUGCCAAUAGCUAUGCCGUUUAGGGAAUGGACCGAGGUUAUACCAAAGGAGGACCUUCCUAUACCGAAGUCUGCUCAGUGGUAUCAGCGGCUUACCGCAACCCCUAACCGGGUAUUUGGGGAGAAUGUUCUGGUUGCUGCCAAGAUGAGUGACCAGUGGUCACCUAGUAGCAGGGAACUCCCGGUCUUGAAGAUCGGGGAUCAAGAGACGCAACUCUAUCAGGCUGCCUUCCCAGCCUUUGGUGGCUCCAUGGGCGUUCGCCCUCUGCGCGAUGAUGAGGAAGGCUGGUAUGACCAGAUAAAGGGGAACUUCAUGCUUCCUGCUGCUGACGCCUUCGCCUCGCCGCCGGAUGCAACUGAAGGUGCGCACUAUCCUAAACCUCGUCCAUUGCGCUCUGUGACUUCUGCUGGGAAAGAGACUUUCUAUCUUUCCAGCGAGGAGUCAGUAGGGUCUUCGAAUGGCGAGUUAAGUUCGUUGCCUAAAAUCUUUGCAGGUGUGUUGCGCGAUCUGGGGGUUGACCCAGAGGAGAAGAAGAAGAAACCUUCGAAGAAGAAAAAGAAGGCGGAUGUUGAAGUGACCAGCAAGGGUCCUGGCGCCAGUCGCGCAACUACUGCUGCUGUCAAAGGUACGCUUCGCCUCCGGCAACGUGACUUAGACGAUUACGUGAUAAUCAGUGACUCUUAUGAAGGUUUAUCAUAUGCAGCUAUGGGAAAGACUGGCGCUGGUGGGUCAAAGGGCUCUGGGAGCGCGGGUUCUCGUAACCCGGAUGCUGACGCAACUCCAUCUCAUCCUGAGGAUGAAGAAGAAGAGGAAGAAGAGACUGCCCCGUUGAUUGGAAGAAAGAGGGGUAGAAGCGAGGCGACAACUGGUAUGGCCUCUGCGCCUGUUUCAGUUGUUAUUCCCGUUGUUGGGAAGAAGAGCAAGUUGCGCUCGUUAUACCAGUUUUCUCCUGGUAUGCUCUUAUCUCCCUUCUUUAUAAUUUAACCUCUUUUUUGCUCAAGUGCGUUUGCUUUAUUCUUGUAGAGAUCAAGAAGAAGACCCCUGAAAAGGGGGUUAAGUUUGUUGAAC